This is a messenger RNA of Melampsora larici-populina 98AG31, 891 nucleotides long. RefSeq lists its product as uncharacterized. The annotation marks the transcript as partial. NCBI's taxonomy places the organism in Eukaryota, Fungi, Basidiomycota, Pucciniomycetes, Pucciniales, Melampsoraceae. Gene Ontology annotation, molecular function: GTPase activity. The transcript has 7 exons. The record is from RefSeq and is a predicted model, not a curated record.
AAGAAAUCAGUUUGUGUGAUUUGUAUUGGAAUGGCUGGAAGUGGAAAAACAACAUUUGUUCAAAGAUUAAAUUCUUACUUACAUACGAUUAAGAAACCUCCUUAUAUUGUAAACUUGGAUCCUGCGGUGGCUAAAUUACCUUUUCAAGCUAAUAUUGAUAUAAGAGAUACAGUAGAUUAUAAAGAAGUUAUGAAACAAUAUCGAUUAGGUCCCAAUGGUGGUAUUUUGACGGCUUUAAACCUUUUCACAACUAAAUUUGAUCAAGUUUUAAAUUAUAUUGAAAAAAGGGCCGAUUCAUUAGAUCAUAUUCUUGUAGAUACACCUGGUCAAAUCGAGAUUUUUACUUGGUCUGCUUCUGGUGCGAUUAUUACAGAUGCUAUUGCUUCUUCAUUACCUACGGUGGUAGCUUAUGUCAUCGAUACACCAAGAACGACUGCUCCUGCUACGUUUAUGAGUAAUAUGUUAUACGCUUGCUCGAUUUUGUAUAAAACUAGAUUACCAUUUAUUUUAGUAUUUAAUAAAACAGAUGUUCAACCUCAUGAGUUUGCAUUAGAAUGGAUGCAAGAUUUUGAAAAGUUUCAAGAAGCAUUGAUGUCAAAAAGUCAAGAAAAUGAAACUGAAGGUGGUAGUGGUUAUAUGAGUAGUUUAAUGAAUUCAAUGAGUUUAGUUUUAGAUGAAUUUUAUAAAAAUCUGAGAGCUGUUGGGUGUAGUGCUAUGACAGGCUUUGGAAUGAAAGAGUUUUUUGAAGCAGUAGAUGAAGCACGUGAAGAAUAUGAAACUGAUUAUCGACCAGAAUUACUUAAAAGACAAGAAGAAAGACAAAAAUUAAAAGCAUCAAAACAAGCCGAAGAAUUAAGUAAAUUAAUGAAAGAUGUGAAAGUGACUAACUCA